This is a messenger RNA of Rangifer tarandus platyrhynchus (Svalbard reindeer), 3150 nucleotides long. The record is from the annotation of a GenBank genome assembly. NCBI's taxonomy places the organism in Eukaryota, Metazoa, Chordata, Mammalia, Artiodactyla, Cervidae.
AUGGGCAGCGCGGAGGACGCGGUCAAAGAGAAACUGCUGUGGAACGUGAAAAAGGAGGUGAAGCAAAUCAUGGAGGAGGCUGUCACCAGGAAGUUUGUGCAUGAGGAUAGCAGCCACAUCCUUGCUCUGUGUGGUGCGGUGGAGGCUUGCCUCCUGCAUCAGCUGAGGCGCCGCGCUGCCGGCUUCCUGCGCAGUGACAAGAUGGCAGCCCUGUUCACCAAGGUGGGGAAGACGUGCCCGGUGGCCGGGGAGGUUUGCCACAAGGUGCAGGAGCUGCAGCAGCAGGUGGACGGCAGGAAACCCUUGGCAGGCAACCAGGAGACCCUGCGGAGACAGGGCUCUGCCAGCGGGAAGGCCCCAGCCCUCAGCCUGCAGGCCCUGAAGCACAUUUGGGUGCGCACAGCGCUGAUCGAGAAAGUGCUGGACAAGGUCGUGCAGUACCUGGUGGAGAACUGCAGCAAGUACUACGAGAAGGAGGCGUUACUGGCUGACCCUGUGUUUGGCCCCAUCUUGGCCUCUCUUCUAGUGGGACCCUGUGCCUUGGAGUAUACCAAGCUCAAGACAGCCGACCACUACUGGACCGACCCCUCUGCUGAUGAGCUGGUCCAGAGACACCGUAUCCGGGGUCCCCCGCAUCGCCAAGACUCCCCUGCGAAGCGCCCAGCCCUAGGAAUCCGGAAGCGACACUCCAGCGGCAGUGCGCCAGAGGACAGGCUCGCCGCCUGCGCCCGCGAGUGUGUGGAGUCGCUGCACCAGAACUCCAGGGCCCGGCUGCUCUACGGCAAGAACAACGUGCUGGUGCAGCCGAAGGAGGACAUGGAGGCCAUCCCUGGCUACCUCUCCCUGCACCAGUCUGCAGAGAGCCUCACUCUGAAGUGGACCCCCAACCAGCUCAUGAACGGGACUCUGGGGGACUCUGAGUUGGAAAAGAGUGUCUACUGGGACUACGCCCUGGUCGUGCCCUUCAGUCAGAUCGUCUGCAUCCACUGCCAUCAGCAAAAGAGCGGCGGCACGCUCGUGCUAGUGAGCCAGGAUGGCAUCCAGAGGCCCCCGCUGCUCUUCCCGCAAGGGGGCCACCUGCUGUCCUUCUUGUCCUGCCUGGAGAACGGCCUUCUGCCUCGAGGGCAGCUGGAGCCCCCACUCUGGACCCAGCAGGGGAAGGGGAAGGUGUUCCCCAGGCUACGGAAGCGCAGCAGCCUGCGGUCCGUGGACGCGGAGGAUGUGAGCACGGGGCGAGCGACCGACUACGUGUUCCGGAUCAUCUACCCUGGCCACAGACACGAGCACAUCACUAUUAACUACCACCACCUAGCGGCCAGCCGCGCGGCCUCGGUGGACGAUGAUGAGGAAGAGGAGGAUAAACUACACGCGAUGCUCUCAAUGAUCUGCUCGCGGAACCUCACAGCUCCCAAUCCGAUGAAAGAUGCUGGCGACAUGAUCGAGAUGCAGGGCUUUGGGCCCAGCCUGCCGGCCUGGCACCUACAGCCCCUGUGCAGCCAGGGCUCCUCCUGCCUCUCCUGCUCCACCAGCAGCUCCCCGUAUGCGCCCCCCAGCCACUGCAGCUGUGUUCCUGACCGGUUGCCCCUCAGGCUGCUGUGUGAGAGCAUGAAGAGGCAGAUCGUGUCCCGGGCCUUCUACGGCUGGCUGGCCUACUGCCGCCACCUGUCCACCGUCCGCACCCACCUGUCGGCGCUGGUGCAUCACAGCAUCGUCCCGCCCGCCCGGCCCCCGGGGGCCUCGGGGGGCCUCACCAAGGACGUGUGGAGCAAGUAUCAAAAGGAUGCAAAGAACUACAAGGAGCUGGAGCUGCUGCGGCAGGUCUACUAUGGAGGCGUGGAGCACGAGAUCCGCCAGGACGUCUGGCCAUUCCUGCUUGGCCACUACAAGUUUGGCAUGAGCAAGAAGGAGAUGGAGCAGGUGGACACAGUGGUGGCAGCGAGGUACCAGCGGGUGUUGGCGGAGUGGAAGGCCUGCGAGGUGGUGGUGAGGCAGCGGGAGCGGGAGGCUCACCCGGCCACACUCACCAAGUUCUUCUCGGGCAGCAGCAUCGACAGCCACGUGCAGCGCCUCGUCCACCGAGACUCCACCAUCAGCAAUGACGUGUUUGUCUCUGUGGAUGACCUGGAGCCUCCAAGGCCCCCGGGACCCGAAGACCCCAGACCAGAGGCUGAGCCGGGGGCAGAGGCAGGGCCCACAGGCAUGGCCAUGGUGGAGCAGCAGUCGGUAGAGUUCGACUCUCCAGACUCAGGCCUGCCUUCCUCCCGCAACUACUCCAUGACCUCGGGCAUCCAGUCGAGCAUAGACGAGGGCCAGAUGGGCUUUGAGGAGGAUGACGGUGCUGGGGAGGAAGGCUCCGCCGGGAUGGUCCCCGAAGCCCAGGUCUCCGAGCCCCAAGAACCCGGCCAGGAGAAGGCCUCGAGGGCCGGCGAGCUGGAGCCGGGGGAGGAGCUCGCGGCCGUGUGCGCCGCUGCCUACACUAUAGAAUUACUGGACACCGUGGCCUUAAACCUGCAUCGCAUAGACAAGGACGUGCAGCGAUGUGACCGCAACUACUGGUACUUCACACCCCCCAACCUCGAGCGGCUCCGAGACAUCAUGUGCAGCUAUGUGUGGGAGCAUCUGGACGUGGGCUACGUGCAGGGCAUGUGUGACCUGCUGGCACCUCUCCUGGUCGUCCUGGACAAUGACCAGCUGGCCUACAGCUGUUUCAGCCACCUCAUGAAGAGGAUGAGCCAGAACUUCCCCAAUGGGGGUGCCAUGGACGCCCACUUUGCUAACAUGCGCUCCCUUAUCCAGAUCCUGGACUCAGAGCUGUUCGAACUCAUGCAUCAGAAUGGAGACUACACCCACUUCUACUUCUGUUACCGCUGGUUCCUGCUGGAUUUUAAGAGAGAGCUGCCGUACGAGGAUGUGUUCGCUGUGUGGGAGGUGAUCUGGGCGGCCCGGCAGGUCUCCUCGGAGCACUUUGUCCUAUUCAUUGCCCUGGCCCUGGUGGAGACCUACCGAGAGAUCAUCCGCGACAACAACAUGGACUUCACCGACAUCAUCAAGUUCUUCAACGAGCGGGCUGAGCAUCACGACGCCCAGGAGAUCCUGAGGAUCGCCCGGGACCUAGUCCACAAGGUGCAGACGCUCAUAGAGAACAAGUGA